Molecule: messenger RNA, 637 nt
Organism: Moneuplotes crassus
Lineage: Eukaryota; Ciliophora; Spirotrichea; Euplotida; Euplotidae
Source: the annotation of a GenBank genome assembly
UAAGAGUUUGAACUUGAAAUAUAAACCAAAGCUGGCGCCUCAAGUUGACAUGCAGGAGAUGUUUGAGAAAUGCCUCAAAUAACAGUCUUCCUAAUUCAAAAUCUCUGAAGGACUUAUAUCUCUUGCAAAAUGUUGGCGUAAUCAUCUACAAAUACUGGUCCAUAGCUGAUGAAUACCAAAAGAGCAACCAGAAGCAAUAUCCCAUUGUAGAUCAAAUGAAAGGUCUCUACCAAACAGUUUAUGCUAGAAAGGAAGAGAAGAAAGAGAAGAAAGAGAUGGAUUCAGAAGGAGAAUGAAAAGAGUUUGAAGACCCGGAUGAGAAUAGUGAUCUUCAUUCAUUUGAAGGAGACCAUAAUCCUGAUGACACAGAUGAAAUCUCAGAUGUAAUCUCAGAUGAUAAUUCAGAUGAAGUUACACUCGAAGGGAAUAGCCUUUUUAAAAGUGCAUCUUCUCAUGAAAUCAACAGCUCCCAAGUUAGCAUGAGUAGUGAUGAAGAACCUUUGUUUGGUUCUAAUCAAAUAAGUCAAGACAUGAGCGAGUCGAGCAAUAGCGAUGAAGGCUCAGACCCUCAAUUCCUCAAUGAGGGAGAUCAAUAUGAACAAUAACUCUCAUAGGUAAAAUAAGUUCUAUAAUUCUG